AUGUCAGGGGGCUAUCUGAGGUAUGAGACGUGUCCUGAGGUGCGAGACAGGCGAUGGGCAGCUGGGAGAAAGGAAAAGCUGUGUUUGCACCGAGAUUUCACCCAGGUUCUGCUGCUUGCCGUGAAACAAAAGCAGUGGGGCACUAGCAGUCAAAGGACAUUCACAGCCCUGCAGAGGGAGACUGCUGCAGAGAGAAACUCAAGCUCUACAAAGGAAUCUCAGGCAUCACAAAAUGCAAAAUUGAUUUCACCCAUGGUCAUUUCACGGAUGACUGAUGAGAAUAAGUCAAAAGAAAAUGGAUCUGCGUUGUCAGCGUAUGUAGGUGCUUACCCAGCAAAGCAGUCUGUGGCUGAUCCUGGUCCAGCUGACGUUCAUAGCGCGUUCACAUUGCUUCCCAGUAGGUUAGGAAUUCAAGCAUCUUUGGAUGGUGCUGUGGCUCAAGCGGACUCCGGCGUCGCGGGAGAAGACCGGUGUCCAAACCAGCAGAGAGGGUUCGCCUCCAUAACCGUUACUGCCCGGCGAGUCAGUGGGCCCCGGAGCACCCCAGUGCCGGGGGCUCAGCCCCGUGGGGAUGGCGAUGCGUGCGCCAACGCUGCCGCGGCGCCUACCAUGGCGAGCGAAGCUGGACCUGCUCCCCAGGGCAAACCUCUUCCAAAUCGAGGAUCUCAUGCAAACUGCAAUGUCACCGGCUUAAAGGUUUCUGAAUCAUGCUGGCGGUUACGUGAUGAGCCUCGAGACCGGCUUUUCGACUCUGUGAAUGAGGAGACCAGAGUGGUCCUUCGAAGCAGCGGCUGGAGAGAAAAAGUACCACCUUCAUUCACCUCAUGUGUUCAUCUUCAACUUCCCCAGCAGUGUCCAAAUACUGUCUAUUACUUAGACAAGUCACUCCAUGUGUGCAUUGACCAACCUCAGAUUAAACGCCAAAAAGUUCAUAGAUCGACAUUGUCCUUCCAUAUAAAUUGCAGUUCGUCUAGAUUAACAGCAGAUGGAGUAGAUGGCAUAGCUAAUGGAGAGCCAUUAGAGGAGACACUUAAGUCAAAGCUCCUAGGAGGAAACAAGACUCCACUCAAAGCAAGCUGGAGUGCAAAUUUAAUAGAAAAUAAUGUAAUUAAAAAACGGACAACAGAUGAGGGCUGUUUGGGUACUAAAUGCCCUUUGAAAAGUGUCUUUCCCUCUCAACUUCCAGCAUUUGUGGACGUACCUGAAGGACCUAACAAUGUACUAGUAAUAAAGAAAGAAGAUAAUAACCAGCCUGGCAGCAGUCGCACUGCAUUUUCUAUCCAGCUCCCUAGCCCAAGUUAUGAGGCAGGUACGGGGAUGUUCUUGGCAAGCAACAAGAAGCAGUGUGCCUCGGGCAGGAGCUGCACCGCUGCCCCUGCCUCUUGCCUGCAUCCAGCAUCCAAACAGGAGUCCGCUGCUGCCUCCGACAGCUCGUCAGCAGGGAAAGAUCCCUCCAGAGGCACCGCCAGAUCCAAAGAGAGCCGACCACCGUGCUUCCCGCAGCCAAAAAUAUCCAUCUCCGAUAGUACGUGCAAUAUAAAAACGCUGUCAAGAAUCGUCUUGGAAGCAAACGUUCACGGGCAAAAUCAGUUCCUGAAAGGUGAUUACAAAUUCUGUGGUUCAAAUGACAAAAUAAAGGAGCCUAAGGACCGGGCUGAGCAGGAGAGAGCCAGAGGGGUAACACUGUCUGCAGCUCACUUGCCAGAUGUUGCUCGUGAGAAAAAAGACACGCUCCCCUGGCCAGAGAUCUGCUCGGAGCCUGAGAAAAUUCCACCAAGCCCACUGACUCUGAGGGAAGCACUAGAAAUCCAUAAACCUCAGUUCAUCUCUCGUUCACAAGAAAGGCUGAAAAAACUCAAGCAUAUGGUACAGCUGCGGAAAGCCCAGCAGAGUGAUGCUCUGGGAAGGAAACCGGGAGCGCUGCUUGUUCGCAAACUGUCUUCAACAUCCUUUUCGAGCAAAAAAAAGCAAUAUACCAUUCCUCACCCGCUCAGCGAUAACCUCUUCAAACCAAAGGAAAGAUUCAUUCCAGAGAAAGAGAUGCAUAUGAGAUCUAAAAGAAUUUAUGAUAAUUUACCUGAAGUAAAAAAGAAACAAGAAGAAAAACAGAAACGAAUAAUCAUCCAGAGUAACAGAUUGCGUGUUGAGAUCUUUAAAAAGCAAUUACUGGACCAGCUCCUUCAAAGAAACACAGAGUGA
This is a messenger RNA of Rhea pennata, 2199 nucleotides long. RefSeq names its product chromosome 7 C10orf90 homolog (gene C7H10orf90). The record is from RefSeq and is a predicted model, not a curated record. NCBI's taxonomy places the organism in Eukaryota, Metazoa, Chordata, Aves, Rheiformes, Rheidae. Gene Ontology annotation, molecular function: microtubule binding. Bases 1 to 2199 code for a protein of 732 amino acids. The transcript has 9 exons.